This is a messenger RNA of Camellia sinensis, 840 nucleotides long. Lineage: Eukaryota; Viridiplantae; Streptophyta; Magnoliopsida; Ericales; Theaceae. The record is from RefSeq and is a predicted model, not a curated record.
AUGCCCCCACCAAAGCUGAAGAGAGUAAAAAAGGCUCAGCCCAAAGCCAAGGCCACUGACGCCGAGGCUGAGGAUGCUUUGCCUAUCUCUCGACUGGCUGAGAGCAGAAAGACUACCUCUGCUUCCACAAAAAGAUCCGCUGAAACCCAACCCUCGGGGUCCACACAAUCAAAGAGGCCAAGGUCAUCGUCUGCGACGACCUCGGCGUCGAAGAAGCCCGACGUUCCAUGGGCCCCAGAACUAACUUUGGAAGAUAGGCCUAUUAUGGCCAGUGAAAGCGCCGACGAUAUUAACGUUGGUGUUGCCCUCAGCACUGCUCUUCUCCUUCCAAAGGAUUUGGAACGAAAUGCUGAGCUUAGCGAGGAAGCAUCUUCCAUGAAGAAGGAGAUCAAAUCUCUUGAAUCAAAGAUGAGAAAACUGGAGGGCCAGGCUGAGGCUGCGACUAAGGCUCAACAGUUGGCUGAAGAGAAAGUGGAGUCUGCUGAGGCUAUCCGAAAAGUAGCUGAAGCUGAAAAGAAGGACGCCGAAGUAAAAAAGGCCCAGGCUGAGAAGGAGCUCCAGCAGGCUUUGGCCACCAAGGAGGCCGAAGCCAAGUCCCCUCCUCCUGCUGGGCAAGUGAUGGAUUUAACCUUGGAUGAGGAGGGUGAUGAGGUUGGGGAGGCACCCAAGGAAAUUGCCAUCGGGCAACUAUCAUCCGACCUUCUUUUGGCUGAGAGAAAUCUGGACAAUACGCUGGCUGAGAUUGAUGCUGAGAUAGAAGCAGAAAAGGUUGCCGAGGAGGUUCCACCAGAAUCGUCCGAGGUCCCAGUCCCUGCAGCUGCUAAUACUGAAGAGUCUUGA